AUGAGAAAUUCCAAAUCACUUCGUGUCACAGAGAUCUCUGAGCCCGAAUCUCAGGAUCCAUUGGAAGUACCGUUGAAAUCGGGUCAGAGGUACGGAUGGUGGGAAGAUCACGAACAUGGAGACAUGCAUGGAUUGGCGACGAUACAUGGAGCUGUGAAUGACUCCAGAACCAGAAUCUUAUUAGACACUGGUGCGUCCGUGAGCAUUAUGAGUCUUGAUCUAGCGCGUAGACUCAAACUCAAGCUCCGGACACACCGUCAAAUCAAAGUUUCUGGUUUGGGAGGAGUGACCACUUACAUUACUACUCAUGCCCGAGUGAAGAUAACCCUCGGAUGGAGUGUGGUGUACGUCCUGAACAUCUGGGUUGGCAAUAUUGGAGAAGGUGUUGAUGUCCUGCUCGGCAUGAUCUUUAUGCAUUCGGCAGGUGUCCGACUCUGCAUACGAGAAGGCUUAGUCAAGCUGCCUGACGAAGAGACUGUGGUUAUGUAUGAUGAUAAUCCCAAGUCCCGUGAUAUGGAUCUCCCGGUGUGCCCAGAGGAAAGCAUACACUUGCGUCCUGGUCAGGAUGCUAUCGUACGAAUCCGGUAUGGCCAGUCCAACCCCCAACGCGAGUUGGUGUGGGCUGGGAGAGGCAAAAACCGGGUGACCAAGGCCCUGUAUUCCACCAGAUCCUGGGCCACUGCCGUCAAGGUUGUCAAUGUUUCAGACCAGAAUGUCUGGAUCGAUACUAGGACCGCUGUUGCGCGUAUUGUGGAGUAUGGACAGUUCCCAGGACAGCCUGGAUUCGUUCGUCCUGGGAAGGCGCGGUAUGAGGAAUGGCAACAAUUGAUCCAUGAGUGUACCGUGUCACGCCAGGCAAGGAUGCGUACUGAACGAUUGGAGCAGAUUCUCAGAGAGAGGGAGCCUCCGUGCACCCCGACUCAGAGAUAUCAGUGGCCUACUAAGCACUUAAUGCGUCCGCAGUCCCAAGCCUCUGAAGUGAAGAUGGCGAAGUUACAAGAAAAGCUGAAACCGUUGGAUAUGACACUCAAGAUCACUGGGCAUUCAGCGGUCGUCAUGAACACGGUCACGAGAGACCCCGAGGAACCUGGGACUCGUCCUGAGCCGGUAGAACAUACUCAUUCUGACUUGAGUCCAGAAGUUAAAACCCUGGAUUCAGAGGGUGUCGCUGCGUUAGCGAGUCGUCAGCGGAUGUCCAGUCGCAGACAAGCUGUUCGACACCGGUACAAAGACUGGAAGCAGAAUAUGCUCGGGUUAUGCGAGUCUCUGUCGAAGAGCUGGAUCUGGAACCUGCUGUAUAUCUCAGAGAAGGAAUUGCGAGACCAACUUAUCAUGCUCUCGGAAAUUGAAGAGCUGACCCCAGAAUGUAGCAUCGACGAAGCUAAUGUCGGGGUUCCAGGGGACACAACUCCAGAGAUGGAAGCCAAGAUGAUAGGGAUCCUGAAACGCCAUCGCAGCAUCUUCCUGGGAGAUGGCAACGCAGCUCCAGCCCCGGCUAGGGGCGUAGUGUGUGAUAUCAACGUUGGCAAAGCAAAACCAGUAGCUUUACGUGCGAGACAGAUUGCCGCACCUUUCUGGCUGACUGACGGUAAGUUGCUGGAGGCGGAGCUCAUCGAGCAUUCAGAGUCCGAGUGGCCACCACCUAUUGUGAUUGUGCUGAAGAAAAACGGCAUAGACAUCCGGAUGUGUAUUGACUACCGACUCCUGAAUUUGCUCAUCAAACUAUCCCGCUAUCCUCUACCCUUGAUUGAUGAUCUGCUGGUAGAUUUCAAAUCCGCGAUGUGGUUUAUGAGUCUCGACAUGGCAAGUGGAUUCGGGGCGGUGCGAAUGACUGAACGUGCGAAGUUGAUCUCUGCGUUUGUCUUCCCGUUCAGCCACUUUCAAUGGCUCAGAAUGCCUUAUGGAUUGAAGAAUGCGCCGUUAAUUUAUCAGAGCAUCAUCAACAGCUGUCUGUGGGGAUUCGCCCGUCUACCUCCUGAAGAGGAAGCGAUGGUUGACCUAGAAGUUCUUGAGUUCCUGGAUUUCGAGCCUCAAGAAGCCCUGAAAACUGAGUUGGAUAUGAGGGAUUCAGGGAUCCCUUCAUUGGACAUGACUGUAUUCCGACGCAAUAUCCCGGCUCCAUCACAAAUGGGUCCGGUCUUGGGAAGAAGCUCGUAUAUUGAUGAUAUCGGUCAUGGGGCGUCGAUCUGGGACCUACUAUAUGAGGAUCUGGAGGCGUUGUUAUACAGACUACGAUACUGGAAUAUCUCUGUGAGCUUACCGAAAAGUGAAUUUGGAAAGUUGACCAUCCCAUUCCUCUCUCAUGGAAUGAGUGCGGACGGAAUCAGCGCCUUGCCGAAGAUUGUCAAAGGCAUAGAAAACUUACCUUUUCCGUCAACGUACAAGGGAGUACAGUCCUUGUUAGGAAGUCUGAAUUACUACAAUAAGUUUAUUGAAGACUUACCAGUAGUCACCGCUGCGCUCUACGAACUGGACGAAGAGCGCGUACGUGCUGGACGGAACCUGAAAGCCGCAAAGGAGUCCUUCGAGAUACUGAAACGCAAGAUCGUGUCGACCCCGCUGCUGCGACAUCCAGAUAAAACCAAGCCUUUCGUGAUUAUUCCGCAUGCUAACCCGUGGGCGGCGUGUGCAGUUUUGGGUCAGGAGCAUGAAGGACUCAUACACCCAGUACGAUUUACUGGCAGAGUGUUGAAGGAAUCAGAGCUACGUUACGACAUAGCUGAGAAGGAAGUGCUCGCAAUCUUGCGGACUCUGGAAAUUUUCAGACCUCACGGAUCAGAAUUCCCGGUUGUGGUGUAUACGCGCUACUCUGAACUACAGUGA
Molecule: messenger RNA, 2823 nt
Organism: Phytophthora megakarya
Lineage: Eukaryota; Oomycota; Peronosporomycetes; Peronosporales; Peronosporaceae
Source: the annotation of a GenBank genome assembly